This is a messenger RNA of Canariomyces notabilis, 2300 nucleotides long. Its product is annotated as DUF254-domain-containing protein. Gene Ontology annotation, cellular component: fungal-type vacuole membrane; Mon1-Ccz1 complex. Gene Ontology annotation, biological process: vesicle-mediated transport; protein targeting to vacuole. NCBI's taxonomy places the organism in Eukaryota, Fungi, Ascomycota, Sordariomycetes, Sordariales, Chaetomiaceae. The record is from RefSeq and is a predicted model, not a curated record. The transcript has a single exon. Bases 52 to 1989 code for a protein of 645 amino acids.
UAACCCACCUCGAACAAUGCGCGAGCCGAGAAAUAAGCUGGCGCGUGUACAAUGGCUCAGGAAGAAGCCGAAGGCAACAAUGGCCCAACCUCACCCCCAUCACCGCCUCCACCACCUCUGCCGCCCCGCCGAAAGCCCUCAAUGGAAGGUUCCAUUCAGGUAGCACCUGCUCAGUCUAAGCCAACAACAGCUGUCUCGUCCAUUGAUAUCUCGACCCUCUCAUUUCCUGAUGGAUCACGAGGCACCUUCUCUACGAACACAACGAGAGCCGUUUCAUCCCCUGUUGGGAGUGGAUAUGCAACACCAAGUCGGAACGGCACGGCUGCCAGCGACCUCGCCGACGCCAUGAGCGUCAUGAGUUUUGCGCCUACUUUGCGACCCCCCGGCGAUCUCGCGAGCCUUGUUGCGGGAGAGCUUAAUAGGAAAAGCCGUGCUUGGAACUUCCUCCGGUCGCAGUCCGAAACCGUCCAGCCGUUCGAGAGUAUUGAGCUGGGCGCUCCUGGUAAUCUCGCCGGCUUUGAACGCGAGUUUGACGAGAUCCCAGACGACACGACGGAUGAUGCCAGGCUCGCUAUCUGGAAAUCCAAGAUGAAGCAUUACAUGAUCCUUUCGUCUGCCGGGAAGCCCAUCUACAGCCGUCAUGGCGACCUGAGCCUCGUCAACUCGUAUAUGGGCGUGGUGCAGACCAUAAUCUCGUUCUACGAAGGUGCGAAGAACCCCCUGUUAGGCUUCACCGCCGGCAACGCAAGAUUUGUUAUUGCCAUCGAGGGGCCUCUUUAUUUCGUAGCCAUCAGCAAGCUGGGCGAAAGCGACGCCCAGCUCAGGAGCCAGCUUGAAGCCCUGUACAUGCAGAUAUUGUCUACCUUGACCCUCCCCACACUCAAAAACAUAUUUGUACACCGUCCCUCAACUGAUCUCAGGAAACCCCUGGAGGGUACCGAAUCUCUCCUGUCUUCUCUGGCCGACAGCUUCACUAAGGGUUCCCCAUCCACGCUUCUCGGCGCGCUCGAAUGUCUGAGGUUGAGAAAAUCCCAGCGUCACUCAAUAAAUAAUAUUUUCCUCAAGAGUCGCAGCGAGAAGUUACUUUAUGGACUUAUAGUUGCUGGCGGAAAGCUAGUCAGCGUUAUCCGGCCACGGAAGCACUCGCUCCAUCCGAGCGAUCUCCAGCUAAUCUUCAACAUGCUCUUCGAGUCAGGCGGCAUCAAGUCUGGGGGAGGUGAGAGCUGGAUUCCCCUUUGCCUCCCGGCCUUCAACAACCGUGGCUACCUUUACAUGUACGUUAGCUUCUUUGACGGCAAGCAAGAACUGCCCCCUACCGCGGAAUCAGCCGAGCCAGCCGAGCCAGCCAAAGAGCCUCCACUACCAACCGAAGAUAUCAACAAGGUCGCCGCGACCACCGGGGAUAGCAAUCGAGCUGAAGAGGAGAUUGCCAUCAUUCUGAUAUCCCCCGACAAAGAGUCGUUCUAUGAUCUCAAAGAAAUGCGCGACAGGCUCGCCGCCCAGCUGACCAAAACCGGAAGCCUCGCCCUCAUCCGCACCGCCGCCCGCCAGGCGCGACCCAAGAUCCAAUCCAUCACCCCGGGCGCCGAGAUAAGCCACUUUCUCUACAAAUCGCGCGCAAACGUGCAGUUUUGCAUGUCCUCCCUCGAACCCGCCUUUUCCAGUCCAUCCGCAUCUCCAUCUCCGUCCCUGUCCCAGGGGCAUAAACAACUGGCAACGGCAGAGAAGAUGGUCGCCCGACGCAGGUUGAUGUCUGUCUAUCACGAACUUCACGCCUCCAUGCACUCAAAGCAUUCGCAUCUCAAAGUUCUCCAUGCCGUCGGCGAGGAUGCGGCCAGUUUAGCGUGGAUAACGCCGGUGUUUGAGUUCUACUGCGUCGCCGGACCGAAUGUCUCGCGCGUGGCCAUGACUCAGGGGGCGAAUCGCGUGGUUCAAUGGGCUAAGAAGGAGGAGGAGCGGCUGUUUAUCAUUGGUGGCGGUGUUUUUUGAGUAUCACUUGUUUGGUUUGUUGGUGAUCUGAUGAAUGAUGGCAAUGAUACUUAGAUGAUGAGUGAUGAUCUUGGAUAUGGAGUAGGGGUGUCGGAAAGCAGUGAGCACUUGGGUGCUUGAGGCAUGCUAUCGUGGCUGAGUGACAAGGGGAAGUGCUAGUCAGAACGGACAGUAGGUGAUGAGAAUAAUAUAUAUCUGUCGCUCAAGUCCUUCUGGGAGCAUUCCCUACGGUGACGUGUGUCUCAUCACCUCACAACAGGAUCUGGGCAAUUUGGAAGCCAUCAAGUUCAUGAGUGGGAUUUCUCCUAGCG